AUGAAUAUUAACAGCACGAAAAAGAGAAAACACAAUGAAGAAGAAGAUUGCAACAGCAAUAAGGGUUCUGAUAAUGACUAUCAUCCUGGUGUGGAUAACUUUUCGCAGCUGGAACCAUCACCAAAGGCUGGUAUUCAAUUGGAGGAGGAAUUUAAUUCAUUUUGCAAAGAUGAGACAGACCACACUUAUCAAACCGAGGAUCCCAGCAAUUAUGCUGAAACAUUGACAAGAAAAUAUAUAUUGACACUACAGGAGGUGGAUAUACGUGAAACUAAUAACAAAGAACUCUUAUAUGACAACAGCAUCUCAAUUUAUGACAGAUUGUAA
Messenger RNA from Rhizopus microsporus ATCC 52813, 327 nucleotides. RefSeq lists its product as uncharacterized. The record is from RefSeq and is a predicted model, not a curated record. Bases 1 to 327 code for a protein of 108 amino acids. NCBI's taxonomy places the organism in Eukaryota, Fungi, Mucoromycota, Mucoromycetes, Mucorales, Rhizopodaceae. The transcript is spliced from 2 exons.